Molecule: messenger RNA, 1863 nt
Organism: Danio rerio (zebrafish)
Lineage: Eukaryota; Metazoa; Chordata; Actinopteri; Cypriniformes; Danionidae
Source: RefSeq, a predicted model, not a curated record
AGAGUUCAGAUCCCCCAGAAGGGGCCGUCUUUCCUGUUUGCAGACGCAUUUUUUUGCACAGACCGAGGUGGUAAUCGACAUUUGAUCUUCGUAUCCUUUAUAUCCGGGUGUGUUUUUUAGGGAUUAUCUCAGUCCCGCGUGGUUUAGCCGCGGAAAGAGUUGAUUUAACAACAACAAAAUCUGCAUUAUCUUCGCCGCGUUAUUUAGUUUUCGCCAGUGGAAGCAGCAGCAGCAGAAAUAUGGCUUCAACCUGUUCAGGAUGUGGUCCGGGAUAUAAAACCCCUCUGGAUGCAAUGAAAGGACCUCGAGAAGAGAUCGUCUACCUGCCAUGCAUUUACCGCAACACAGACAUCCAGAAACCUGACUACCUUGCAACUGUUGAUAUCAACCCACAAUCCCCCAACUUUUGCAAGGUGAUUCACAGGCUGCCCAUGCCCAAUCUGAAGGAUGAGUUGCACCACUCCGGCUGGAACGCCUGCAGCAGCUGUUUUGACGAUCCCUCCAAAAGGCGCAAUCGACUCAUUCUGCCGUCCCUCAUCUCCUCCAGAAUCUACGUCGUUGAUGUAGGAACGGAUCCUCGGGCCCCACGACUUCACAAGACAGUGGAGCCCACAGAUCUGUUCUGGAAAUGCGGUCUGGCAAACCCUCACACUUCUCAUUGCUUGGGCAGUGGCCAAAUCAUGAUCAGCACCAUGGGCGAUCCCUCUGGCAAUGGGAAGGGCGGUUUUGUGUUGCUGGAUGGCGAGACGUUUGAAGUUAUUGGUAACUGGGAGCAGCCAGGAGACGCGGCGCCGUUUGGUUAUGACUUUUGGUACCAGCCUCGCCACAACGUCAUGAUCAGCACUGAAUGGGGAGCGCCUAAAGCACUGGGAAAUGGCUUCAACCCUGCUGACGUCAAAGCUGGUCACUAUGGUCAGCGGCUCCACGUCUGGGACUGGACCACACACAAGCGCAUUCAGACUCUGGAUUUGGGGGAAGAGGGCGCUAUUCCUCUAGAGGUCCGCUUUCUGCAUGACCCGGCCGCGGCUGAGGGGUUUGUGGGCUGUGCACUUCAGAGCACCGUCUUCCGCUUCUAUAAGACUCCGAAGGGGGACUGGGCUGCGGAGAAAGUCAUCAAAGUUCCUAGUAAAAAAGUGGAAGGUUGGGCUCUUCCUGACAUGCCAGGUCUCAUUACGGACAUCCUAAUCUCGUUGGAUGAUCGCUUCCUCUACUUUAGUAACUGGCUUCAUGGAGACAUUCGACAGUAUGACAUCACUGACAGGAAGAAUCCACGAAUGGUUGGUCAGGUCUUCCUUGGGGGCAGCGUCUUGAAAGAUGGACCGGUGAAAGUGUUGGAGGACAAAGAACUGGACAGCCAACCAACACCACGUAUACUGAAGGGAAAGCGGGUGCAGGGAGGCCCUCAGAUGCUCCAGCUCAGCUUGGAUGGAAAGCGGCUGUACGUCACCACUUCUUUAUACAGCGCUUGGGACAAGCAGUUCUACCCCGACCUCAUCAAGGAGGGUUCGGUCAUGAUGCAGAUUGACGUGAACACGGAUACAGGAGGCCUAAAACUCAACGAGAAUUUCCUUGUGGAUUUCGGAGCGGAGCCAGAAGGUCCUGCACUCGCCCAUGAGCUCCGGUAUCCUGGCGGAGACUGUACUUCUGAUAUCUGGCUAUAAAGCUUGGAGCAAACCAUGUCGUUCCAAGUUGAAGAGUUAUUAUUCCUCAGAUACAUCGUCAUUAUUAUGAUCACGUUUAGUUUUUGUGUGGAGCAAAUCAUAUAACACAAACUAAUUUCCAUCAUCUUUGUGUAACAUCUAUUACUAUUAUCAAAAUGAAUACCAAACUAUUUGUAAAAUAAAUUUUUUGUAUUCCAGUGAA